CCUUCUUCUCCAGAAGAACUCCGCAGCCCAAACCCAAACUCUGCCAUUCUCCAUAGCCCGGAGUUACAAGCACACUGAGAAAAACCAGCACGAGUGUGAGAGGAAGAGAAAGAGAGAGAGAGCAAGUGACAAAGUAACUAAUAAAACCCGAAAAAAAUAUAAAGUGAGGCUUCGCGCCUCGAGAGAGAGAGUACACGAAUACGUUCAAGUUUAGUUUAUAAAGCGUGGUGGAAAACUUUUCUGGGCUGUGGCAGAAAGCUGUGGACCGCGGAAGAUGCCAGAGCAAAGGUGUUGAACUUUCCAGGAAAGAACAAGGGCUGACACGGUCCACACUAGGGGACAGGUGAAGAAGUAACACAUUUAGAGAUGGCUGACGAGCAGGACACAAGGGAAGUGCUUUUCCCACAGUGGAUGGGCACUGAUACGCUUGGGCUCACCAUAGAACAAAAAGGUCAAGGAGAGAUUUUUGUCAAAGAGGUGAAAGAUGAGUCCCCUGCUGCUCAUACUGGGAAAGUAUAUGAAGGUGACCAAAUUGUGGGGGCCACCAUUUACUUUGACAACAUGAGCUCAGAAGAAACGGCUGAUCUAUUAAAGACUCUAAACCGACAUAAGGUUGGACUAAAAUUACAAAGUAAGUCUGGAGACAAGUCACCUUGCCGUUCUCCAAUGGGGACAUUGUCAUGGGAAGGACGUGGAGGGUUAGGAGGCUCUAGUUCAGACAUUCUUCUGAGUGGGGAUGACGAAGACUACAAGAGAAUCUACACUAAGAAGAUUAAACCUAGACUAAAGUCAGAGGAUCUUGCUGAGGGUGUUGAUGUGCGCACAGAACGUCACAGCAGCACAAGCAGUGAUGGUUGCACCAUUACUACAAUCACUCGUCGAAUAACUACCUACACUGUGGACGUGCCUGGGGGGACUAGUCAGCAGAUUGAUCACUCAAGCCCUGAGUACAAAAUUCAGGUCUUGCAGCAUGAGCAGUCGGAGGGGGAUUCUACUCAAAUCAGAUUACCACAUAGUAGCCUAGUUAGUGGUGCACACGGAGGUAUAAAAAUGGGGGACAUAACUCUUAGCGGGCCCCAUGUCACUGGCUCCACUGUGAAGCACUCUAGCACAGGAUCUUUAAAAGCAACAAGUGAAUUAGAUGGUAGUGGGAAAGAGAUUACAAUUAAUGUGUCAGACACUGGACUGUCAGGUCGUAAAGGACAGAUGGUGAUAGAACAUUUUGGAAGGACUGAAGCUUCUGCAGGCAGUAGUGAUCUCUCUGGCAAAGUAACCAUGGGGUUAGACAAAGAUGUGAGAAAUAUUUCUUCUCCAUUGGAAGCUGGUUUUAAAGCUUCAAGUAUGAUGGGAGGAACUGAGGUUGCUACAGUAAAGGGCCCUGUUCUGAACACUCGUGUUUCAGGUUUUUCCAUUAGUGGAGAUACAGGGGGCAGUAUUGGCAGGGAAUCUUUGUCUGAAGUGCAUAAGGAUGGGUCUGCUGAUAAAACCAAAUUGUCUAAAUUUACCAUAGAUGACCCCAAGGAAGGUCAAAAUGUAGAAGAGAAUUUUAACAAUCAAAAUCUUAAAGAUGUUAGUCAGAGAGGUUUCAGCAUAACUGGGAAUCAGGAAAUGUCAGCUCGGGUUCAGGAACCUGAUGCAGUAGUAAGUCUCCCCAAAGCUGAUGUAAAAAUCACACCACCAGAUAUGGACAUCAGGGGUCCAGAGCUUCACUUUAAAGGACAUGAGCGUACUGUCAAAGAUGUUAAAUUUGAUGCACCAUCAGUCACUGGUCAAAUUUCUAUGACAGAUGUGGAUUUAAACCUCAAAGGACAAAAAGUGAAAGGAGAUGUUAACGUGUCUGUUUCGAAUGUUGAAGGGAAUGUUACAACUUCAAAAAUUGAAAUUAAAAGGCCAGAUCUCGAGGAUGUGAAAAGUGGCUUUACGGUUCCAAAGGUCAAAAUGUCCUCAUUAGGAAUAAAAACUUCAGAAGUAAGGGCUCCUGAUGUUGAUGUAAAUCUCGUGAAAGCCAAAAUGGAGAUUAAAGCACCAGAUGUGGAUAUCAAGACUCCAGAUCUUAAUGUUGAGAGAUCUGAAGUAAAAGUCAAAGAUUCUGAAAUCAAGAUACCACCAAUCUCCGGUCCUAAUAUUGCGGUGUCUGACAUGAACUUAAAUGUAAAAGGGUCAACAUUGAAAGGUGACUUAAAUCUGAAAGGCCCAAAACUAAAAGGUGAUGUUGAUGUGUCUGUUCCAAAAAUGGAAGGAGACAUUAAAGCACCAAAAGUUGAAAUUGAAGGCCCUGACCUUGAGGAACCUGAGGGUGGUUUCAAGAUGCCAAAGAUCAAAAUGCCAUCAUUCGGAAUGAAGGUUCCAAAACUGGAGGGUCCAGAUGUUGAUGUGAAAAUCCCUAAAGCCGAUAUUGACAUAAAGGCACCAGAUGUGGACAUCAAAGCUCCAGAGUUUGACAUUGAAGGACCUGAGGGAAAAAUCAAGGGCCCCAAAUUCAAGAUGCCAUCAAUCUCUGGUCCAAAGAUUUCUAUGCCAGACGUUGACUUCAAUCUGAAAGGUCCAAAACUGAAAGGUGAUGUUGACGUGUCCGUUCCAAAAGUGGAAGGAGAUAUUAAAGCACCUAAAGUGAAAAUUGAAGGCCCAGAAAUUGAAGGUCCCGAGGGUAGUUUUAAGAUGUCAAAGAUCAAAAUGCCAUCAUUCGGAAUGAAGGUUCCAAAACUGGAGGGUCCAGAUGUUGAUGUGAAAAUCCCUAAAGCCGAUAUUGACAUUAAGGCACCAGAUGUGGACAUCAAAGCUCCAGAUUUUGACAUUGAAGGACCUGAGGGAAAAGUCAAGGGCCCCAAAUUUAAGAUGCCAUCAAUCUCUGGUCCAAAGAUUUCUAUGCCAGACAUUGACUUCAAUCUGAAAGGUCCAAAACUGAAAGGUGAUGUUGACGUGUCCGUACCAAAACUGGAAGGAGAAAUUAAAGCACCAGAUGUGAACAUUAAGGGUCCAGAACUUGAUAUUGAAGGACCAGAGGGAAAAAUCAAGGGCUCCAAAUUCAAGAUGCCCACCAUCUCUGGUCCAAAGAUUUAUAUGCCUGAUGUGGAUUUCAACUUAAAAGGUCCAAAACUGAAAGGUGAUGUUGAUGUUUCAAUUCCAAAAGUUGAAGGAGACAUCAAAACACCAGAUUUGGGUAUCAAGGGGCCCGAACUUGAUAUAAAAUUACCAGAAGGAAAAAUCAAAGGCUCAAAAGUGAAGAUGCCAUCAGUAUCUGGUCCUGAAGGUCCAAAUGUUGAGGUCAAUUUUCCAGAAACAAAUGUCAAGAAGCCUAAAUUUAAAAUGCCCAAGUUUGGAUUUAAAGGGCCAAAGAUUGAAGCACCUGAUGUUGAUGUCAAACUUCCGAAAGGAUCUAAAGUGAAAGGUCAAGCUGGUGUCAGUUUUGAAGGUGAUGUAAAUAUGCCCAAAGUGGAAGUUGGUUCUCCAAGAGUAGAAGUUAAAAGUCCAGAGGGAGGAUUCAAGAUGCCAAAAUUUAAAAUGCCAAAGUUCGGUUUUAAGUCACCCAAAGGAGAAAUUGAUGUCAGUGUACCUAGUGGUGACAUUGGUUUAAAAUCAUCUGAUAUUGACAUCGAAACUCCUGAUCUUGAUGUUGAGGGACCUGAGGGACAAAUCAAGGGCACCAAAUUCAAAAUGCCUUCUAUAUCUGGUCCAAAGAUUUCUAUGCCAGAUGUAGACUUCAACUUGAAAAGUCCAAAGGUCAAGGGUGAUAUUGAUGUUUCUGGACCCAAGAUUGCAGGUGACAUAAAGGCACCAAAAGUUGACAUUGAAGGUCCUGAUGUUGAUAUAGAGGGCCCAGGAGGUGGCAUCAAAAUGCCUAAAAUCAAAAUGCCAUCAUUUGGGCUCAAAGGUCCUAAAGUGGAGGGUCCAGAUGUUGACAUCAAUCUACCCAAAGCAGAUUUUGACAUUAAAGGACCUGAAAUUGACAUCAAAACUCCUGAUCUUGACAUUGAAGGACCUGAGGGGAAAAUCAAAGGUCCCAAGUUUAAAAUGCCUUCCAUAUCGGGUCCAAAAAUCUCUAUGCCAGAUGUAGACUUCAACUUGAAAAGUCCAAAAGUCAAGGGUGAUAUGGAUGUUUCUGUACCAAAGAUUUCAGGGGACAUAAAAGCUCCAAAAGUGGGCAUUGAAGGUCCUGAUGUUGAUUUCGAGGGCCCAGAAGGUGGCUUCAAGAUGCCUAAAAUCAAAAUGCCAUCAUUUGGACUCAGAGGUCCUAAAGUGGAGGGCCCAGAUGUUGACAUCAAUCUCCCCAAAGCAGAUGUUGACAUUAAAGGACCUGAAAUUGACAUCAAAACUCCUGAUCUUGACAUCGAGGGACCUGAGGGGAAAAUCAAAGGUCCCAAGUUCAAAAUGCCUUCCUUAUCAGGUCCAAAGAUCUCUAUGCCAGAUGUCAACUUAAAAAGCCCCAAGGUCAAAGGUGAUAUGGAUAUUUCUGUUCCAAAGAUUUCGGGGGACAUAAAAGCUCCAAAAGUGGAAAUUGAAGGUCCCAAUGUUGAUAUAGAGGGCCCGGAAGGUGUCUUCAAGAUGCCUAAAAUCAAAAUGCCAUCAUUUGGACUCAAAGAUCCUAAAGUGGAGGGCCCAGAUGUUGACAUCAAUCUCCCCAAAGCAGAUGUUGACAUUAAAGGACCUGAAAUUGACGUUAAAGCUCCUGAUCUUGACAUUGAAGGACCUGAGGGAAAAGUCAAAGGUCCCAAGUACAAAAUGCCUUCCAUAUCAGGGCCAAAGAUCUCUAUGCCAGAUGUCAACUUAAAAGGCCCCAAAGUCAAAGGUGAUAUGGAUGUUUCAGUACCAAAGAUUUCAGGGGACAUAAAGGCCCAAAUUUACGUUAAAGCUCCUGAUCUUGACAUCGAGGGGCCUGAGGGGAAAAUCAAAGGUCCCAAGUUUAAAAUGCCUUCCAUAUCAGGUCCAAAAAUCUCUAUGCCAGAUGUAGACUUCAACUUGAAAAGUCCAAAAGUCAAGGGUGAUAUGGAUGUUUCUGUACCAAAGAUUUCAGGGGACAUAAAAGCUCCAAAAGUGGCCAUUGAAGGUCCUGAUGUUGAUUUUGACGGCCCAGAAGGUGGCUUCAAGAUGCCUAAAAUCAAAAUGCCAUCAUUUGGACUCAGAGGUCCUAAAGUGGAGGGCCCAGAUGUUGACAUCAAUCUCCCCAAAGCAGAUGUUGACAUUAAAGGACCUGAAAUUGACAUCAAAACUCCUGAUCUUGACAUCGAGGGACCUGAGGGGAAAAUCAAAGGUCCCAAGUUCAAAAUGCCUUCCUUAUCAGGUCCAAAGAUCUCUAUGCCAGAUGUCAACUUAAAAAGCCCCAAGGUCAAAGGUGAUAUGGAUAUUUCUGUUCCAAAGAUUUCGGGGGACAUAAAAGCUCCAAAAGUGGAAAUUGAAGGUCCCAAUGUUGAUAUAGAGGGCCCGGAAGGUGUCUUCAAGAUGCCUAAAAUCAAAAUGCCAUCAUUUGGACUCAAAGAUCCUAAAGUGGAGGGCCCAGAUGUUGACAUCAAUCUCCCCAAAGCAGAUGUUGACAUUAAAGCUCCUGAUCUUGACAUCGAGGGGCCUGAGGGGAAAAUCAAAGGUCCCAAGUUUAAAAUGCCUUCCAUAUCAGGUCCAAAAAUCUCUAUGCCAGAUGUCAACUUAAAAGGCCCCAAAGUCAAAGGUGAUAUGGAUGUUUCAGUACCAAAGAUUUCAGGGGACAUAAAGGCCCCAAAAGUGGACAUUGAAAGUCCAGAUGUUGAUAUUGAGGGCCCAGAAGGUGGCUUCAAGAUGCCUAAAAUCAAAAUGCCAUCAUUUGGACUCAGAGGUCCUAAAGUGGAGGGCCCAGAUGUUGACAUCAAUCUCCCCAAAGCAGAUGUUGACAUUAAAGCUCCUGAUCUUGACAUCGAGGGACCUGAGGGGAAAAUCCAAGGUCCCAAGUUUAAAAUGCCUUCCAUAUCAGGUCCAAAAAUAUCUAUGCCAGAUGUAGACUUCAACUUGAAAAGUCCAAAAGUCAAGGGUGAUAUGGAUGUUUCUGUACCAAAGAUUUCAGGGGAAAUAAAAGCUCCAAAAGUGGACAUUGAAAGUCCUGAUCUUGACAUUGAAGGACCUGAGGGGAAAAUCAAAGGUCCUAAGUUCAAAAUGCCUUCCAUAUCAGGUCCAAAUAUCUCUAUGCCAGAUGUUAACUUGAAAAGUCCAAAAGUCAAGGGUGAUAUGGACAUUUCUGUACCAAAGAUUUCAGGGGACAUAAAAGCUCCAAAAGUGGCCAUUGAAGGUCCUGAUGUUGAUUUUGACGGCCCAGAAGGUGGCUUCAAGAUGCCUAAAAUCAAAAUGCCAUCAUUUGGACUCAGAGGUCCUAAAUUGGAGGGCCCAGAUGUUGACAUCAAUCUCCCCAAAGCAGAUGUUGACAUUAAAGGACCUGGAAUUGACAUUAAAGCUCCUGAUCUUGACAUCGAGGGACCUGAGGGGAAAAUCCAAGGUCCCAAGUUUAAAAUGCCUUCCAUAUCAGGUCCAAAAAUAUCUAUGCCAGAUGUAGACUUCAACUUGAAAAGUCCAAAAGUCAAGGGUGAUAUGGACAUUUCUGUACCAACGAUUUCAGGGGACAUAAAAGCUCCAAAAGUGCACAUUGAAGGUCCUGAUGUUGAUAUCGAGGGCCCAGAAGGUGGCUUCAGGAUGCCUAAAAUCAAAAUGCCAUCGUUUGGACUCAAAGGUCCUAAAGUGGAGGGCCCAGAUGUUGACAUCAAUCUCCCCAAAGCAGAUGUUGACAUUAAAGGACCUGAAAUUGAUAUUACAGCUCCUGAUCUUGACACUGAAGGACCUGAAGGAAAAAUUAAAGGUCCCAAGCUCAAAAUGCCUUCCAUAUCAGGUCCAAAGAUCUCUAUGCCAGAUGUCAACUUAAAAGGCCCCAAAGUCAAAGGUGAUAUGGAUAUUUCUGUUCCAAAGAUUUCGGGGGACAUAAAAGCUCCAAAAGUGGAAAUUGAAGGUCCUAAUGUUGAUAUAGAGGGCCCGGAAGGUGGCUUCAAGAUGCCUAAAAUCAAAAUGCCAUCAUUUGGACUCAAAGGUCCUAAAGUGGAGGGCCCAGAUGUUGACAUCAAUCUCCCCAAAGCAGAUGUUGACAUUAAAGGACCUGAAAUUGAUAUUACAGCUCCUGAUCUUGACAUUGAAGGACCUGAAGGAAAAAUUAAAGGUCCCAAGCUCAAAAUGCCUUCCAUAUCAGGUCCAAAGAUCUCUAUGCCAGAUGUCAACUUAAAAGGCCCCAAAGUCAAGGGUGAUAUGGAUGUUUCUGUUCCAAAGAUUUCAGGUGGCAUAAAGGCACCAAAAGUGGACAUUGAAGGUCCUGAUGUUGAUAUCGAGGGCCCAGAAGGUGGCAUCAAGAUGCCUAAAAUCAAAAUGCCAUCAUUUGGUAUCAAAGGUCCUAAAGUGGAGGGCCCAGAUGUUGACGUCAAUCUCCCCAAAGCAGAUGUUGACAUUAAAGGACCAGAAAUUGAUAUUAAAGCUCCUGAUCUUGACAUUGAAGGACCUGAGGGUGGUUUAAAACAUGUUAAGUUCCCAAAAUUCAAAGGUCCCAACUUUGGAAUAAAGCCUUCAGGUGGCAGUCUUUCAAUACCUGAAAAAGAUAUAGGGGCGAGUAUUGAUGUCAAAAGCCCUGAUGUCAAUAUCAGUGGACCAGAUGCAAAUAUCAAGGUGCCAAAAAUGAAAAAAUCAAAAUUUUCGCUUGGAGCUAAGAGCCCAAAAUUAGAUGCAGAUAUUCCUGAUGCUGGUGGUAGUGUAGAAGGACCUGAUAUGAACAUAGAUGUGAAAGGAAAGAAAGGUAAAUUCAAAUUGGCCAAAGGGAAGGGGAAGUCUAAAACAUUUGAUGGUGAUAUGAAGACAGAAACUGUCAAGUUGGAGACAAAUGAACCUGACCUACAGAUGAAGUCAACCAAAGUAAAGAAACCUUUUUUUGGAAAGUUACGUUUUCCUGAUGUGGAAUUUGACAUCACAUCUUCAAAAGCUAAAGGUAGUCCAUCUGCCUCUGGAACUAUAAAAUCAUCUGCUGAUUUGCCUUCUGCAAGCCUUAAAACUGAUAUUCAGACACCAGAUGCUAGUUUGGAUAGUCCUGAUUUCAAAACAAAAGGAGGAAAAAUCAAAAUACCAAAAGUCGGCAUCUCUGGCUCUGAAAUAAAAACUCCUGAACUAGUUGUUAGAGAUGCAACUUUAGAGGUUCCAGAAAAGACCUUUCAGUCCUCAGGUGUCAGUGUAGCAGGAUCAGGCAUUAAUGGAAAAGGCAAGGCUAAAAUUGACAUAGGAGGAAAAAUACAGGAUGUUAAGUUGACAGUGCCUACUGUAAAUGUCCAUGGUGGUGCUUUAGAUGCUGAUUUAAAUCUCACUGAACAAAAAGGAGUAAAAGGGAGCAUUGAAAUACCAGGCUUUAAUGUAAGAGGACAAAAGGGAGAGACUGCAAGUGGGUUAGACAUGAAGCCAGAUGCAUCAUUAUCUGGUGUGAUGGAGUACCAAGAAGGUAAUGUAACCUUUCCUAAAAUCAAAGUACCAAAGUUUGGUGUUGCAUUGCCUAAAGUAGAUGGAGGCGAGAUGAGAGUAGAUGUAGGUUCAGGUGAAUUGGCUGCUGGUUCUAAAGUUACUUCCCAAAGUCUGGAAAUUGAGAACACUGAUAUGAAAAGCAGUGGUGGAAAAGUGAAAGUCAAAAUGCCAAAAUUAUUUGUCAAAUCUAAAUCUAAAGGUGGCAGUGCAGCUGAUCUUACUGUUGAGGGAGAAGGUGUUGAUGUUACAAGUAAAGGUGGUGCAAAGGUGUCUAAGGAGUUGAGCCUUAGUUCUGGGGAAUUGACAAGUGGCAAGUUGACAGUAGAGGGAAGCUCUGGGUUUAAAGUUUCACCAAAGAGUAAAUCUGCCUCCCUUGACCUCUUCAAAAAAACACAACAUCACUCAUCCUCUGUAAGUGAUGAGGGAGGUUUAGCUUCCCCUGUUUCUGCUGAAGGCCACUUACAGGCAGAGGGUGGCAACAUUUCAGUUGAUGUUGGAGAAAAGGCCAAAGGCAAAAAAGGAAAGUUGAAGUUUGCUACAAUUGGAGGUUUUAGCUCAAAAAGUAAAGGUUCAUAUGAAGUGACAGAUGAAAGUGAGGUUAGGAUUGAGGAUGCUGGUGGAGUUGCUCAGUCUUCAAAGAAGUCCAGAAUGUCAUCAUCAUCCAGCAGUGAUAGUGGGUCAAAAGGCAGUUUUCGGUUUCCACAACUCGAAAUAGCGGUGUCACCAAAGAAAUAGCUUUCACGCUAGUAUCUAUACACAGUACAUUCACAUACACACUUUGUAAAUGUAAAUCUGUCUUUCAUUUAAACAAUAGUGCACUGCCAUAUUGACUGUUUCUUCAAUUCCCACAUAUGUUCUUUACAGGCGUUGAUAUAUAUAUAAUUUUUUUUUCUCUGAAUCACAAUUUAACUGUAAAUAAGAGAAAUCUGUUAUGUAAUUUUAAUUUUGUUUUGUAGAUAGGAAAUUCAAAUCCAAUCCAACAAUGUGUGUAGUUAAUAUAAAAAUCUGUCAUCUGAUAACUUGUUCUAUUUUUGUACCUUAGAAAGUUUUGGAACUAUGUUGUCCUUUCUAAAAUUGUCUGGACACAUUUAAAUGCAAGAGGAGUGAUUUUAGUUAGAUUUGAAAGGUUUUUAAAACUUCAGCUUCACUUACAUUAGCAGUGCUGUAUCAUAUGUACUCAUUGCAUAUGAAUAACUAAUUUGAGCAGUGAUAAACCAGAUCUCAGUGAGCACAAUGAAGUUUAAGGGCUGUACAAACUGUAAAUAAUUUGAUUCAAAACAGAUACAUGGGAUAACGUAACUUUGUGUCCCAAAUAUUAUGACAGUUCAGAUAUUAUGGAAUUUACACAGAGAUUAUAAUCUUCUAAAGUAUUUAUAUCUAAGACUGUCUUUUUCAAUGAUUGCUUGGAUAUCAUUAAAAUGCACACCAAGAAGCAGCUGGCAAAAGCUUUGCUUUUAAUGGUUUCGAAGGCAUUUUUCUUUUGUUCUAUCUUCCACAUUUCUUUACAUCCGGUUGACUCUCUCUCUUCCUCUCACUAAAUUUAUGAAAUGCCGUGUUGUCAUGUGGUGAUAUAACUACAGGAAUGCUAAUGCCAAUGGUAAAACAUUAAUAUUUUGAAAAGGCAUAAAAUGUGCAUUUGGCCUUGUAAGUAAUGGGACAUUUAGGCUGCAAGUUUCUAUUUUUUUUCCCCCUUGUAUCAGUUGCAAUAAAAAUUUUAAUAAAGUGAA
This is a messenger RNA of Sinocyclocheilus anshuiensis, 10223 nucleotides long. RefSeq names its product neuroblast differentiation-associated protein AHNAK-like. The record is from RefSeq and is a predicted model, not a curated record. Gene Ontology annotation, molecular function: protein binding; oxidoreductase activity. Gene Ontology annotation, cellular component: costamere; nucleus; cytoplasm. Gene Ontology annotation, biological process: regulation of RNA splicing. NCBI's taxonomy places the organism in Eukaryota, Metazoa, Chordata, Actinopteri, Cypriniformes, Cyprinidae.